CUUGUUAACAUGACAGUCCGGAACACCAGUAAUUUAGUAGGAAAGUGAUACUUGGUGUUCUGGAGCAUACUUAGAAAGGUCACAGUGUUGCAGAGACAGCUGGCAGUAAGGGUGUUUUUCUUUUCUUUCGAUGUGUGAUGGAGUCUGGUUUUCUCACCGUUAUUCUUGUUUCUUCCUUUGCGGUAUUUUCCUCUCACUCUGGCAUCACAGAGUGGGACGAUGUUGUGUUGGCUCGAGAGGGCAUGCCUACCACCUUGGUCUGUACUGAUGCAACAGUGAGGGGUGCCAUGGCCAUUAACUGGAUGGUGAAGCCACUUGGUGUGGAUGAAUGGAAACUGGUUCUCUCAGCCAGCGAAAGGGAAGAAUUCUUAGGUCGUGCCUCGAAGGCAUCCAUGCGAUUGACUGACCCCAACUUUAAAGACACUGGGGUUUUCUCUCUGUUCUUUCUUCCCAAAGAGGAGGACAGCGGUCUCUACUCAUGCUUGAUAAAGCAACACGAGAGGAAACUGAGUGAAAAGAUUAUCCUCUUAGCCAUCCUUACAGCUGACAAUGUGGUCUCAUUUACCAAUGCAACACAUGAAAGAGAUAUCUCCACCGCCACUCAGGCUGGGAUACCCUUCCCCCUGACCUGUCCUGUUGUCCAGGGGGACUACGUCCGUCUGCUGUGGCAACCUCCAAGCAGCAGGAGGCACAGUCAAAUGAGACUGGUGCACCAGUACAACCGCUGGAGGGGCUCCACCUCCUUGACUGAGCACAGCAAGAAACUCCAGUUUGCCGGCCCACCCUAUAAUGCAGAAGCCGGUAGCUUCUCCUUUCUGCUCACACCUGAGUGGAAAGAUGGCGGCCUCUACGUCUGUGAAGUGAUCCUCAAUGACAACGGCUUCAUCCAGAAGACCAUGCUCAGCGUGCUUAAAGUUACAACCAGCUCUUCCUCCUCAGAGCUGAAACUGAGGUGCCUGUAUUCAGGGGUGUCCCAGGUCCGAAGUGCUGCUUGGAAAUACCAGGAUACGGGUCGCCGGCUGCAUUUGUUAAGCAGCGAGCCUGGCAGCAUGACCACCAUUCUGCCCUUACCCAUCACCUCUGACACAGCUGGGAACUACACCUGCACCCUACAGCUGCAAAAUGGGCAGACCAUCUCGGCAACGCAAGCUGUCACACUGCCCCAUAAAGGUGGCAGGGAUGUCGAGAGUGUCAGUGUGACCACCCCCUCCCUGCUCCCUUCUCUCUCUGCUUUAUUACUCCUGGUGCCCCUAGUUGCUGCGGCUGUCGGUGUGUUGCUAUGGAGACAGAAACACAUUUCUGAUCGCGGUAUUGAGCAGUCUCUGUCCGUCCACUCGGGUGAAGCAGAGAACAUCUAUGAAAAUCCUGAGGAUAUCAGACAGGCUCCUCCCCAGGGCUCAGUCUACAUGGGUACAGAGGGACAUAAAUCUGGCCUCAGUACCAUGAGUCUCUCUUUAUCCUCCUCUUCACUGUCCCACUCUUCCCCUGCCUCUCUUCCCCCUUUUCUUCUUUAUGCCAGGAUUUGAAGCCAAGAGGAGAGGAUGAUGUCUAUAAGGAACUGGAGCGAUACUAACAGUGUCAGGACCGAUCACCUACCCACAUCUCAUCCUCACCCAACUGUCACAUCCGUUCAGGUCCCAGCUGCAGCAGAAGGCCUUUAUAAACAAAAGUAACAACUGAAUGUCAGAGUUGGGAUUUGAAGAAAAACUUCAGUGCUUUAGGGAAAUGCAACUCAAUUGUUUGAAUGUUUUUUUGUUGUAUUGUAAGCUAUUGCUCUUUAAUAGUACUUUUUUACUGAUUUGCUUUGAUGACUGCACAUAGAGAGGGGAAAAUAUUUUCACAUAAGGCUCUAAAAUUUGUCCAAAAUGUGUGAAAGUUAAUGUUAUAUUGUCUCUUAUUUACUUUUGGUAUUGUACCAAUUGUCUUCUAUGGACAUCUGU
Perca fluviatilis (European perch) is the source of this 1940-nucleotide messenger RNA. RefSeq names its product g6f-like (gene g6fl). The transcript has 10 exons. The record is from RefSeq and is a predicted model, not a curated record. Gene Ontology annotation, cellular component: external side of plasma membrane; membrane raft. Gene Ontology annotation, biological process: interleukin-15-mediated signaling pathway; T cell activation; positive regulation of ERK1 and ERK2 cascade. Bases 138 to 1526 code for a protein of 462 amino acids. Gene Ontology annotation, molecular function: protein tyrosine kinase binding; MHC class II protein binding. Lineage: Eukaryota; Metazoa; Chordata; Actinopteri; Perciformes; Percidae.